Messenger RNA from Penicilliopsis zonata CBS 506.65, 1059 nucleotides. RefSeq lists its product as hypothetical. The transcript has a single exon. Bases 1 to 1059 code for a protein of 352 amino acids. Lineage: Eukaryota; Fungi; Ascomycota; Eurotiomycetes; Eurotiales; Aspergillaceae. Gene Ontology annotation, cellular component: nucleus. The record is from RefSeq and is a predicted model, not a curated record.
AUGUCGCUGUACGGCCAAGCACGUUCCAAAUCCGCAAAGAAAGAAGCCUCGACAUCGACAUCGACCUCGACCUCCACCCUCGCCUUCAGCACACACCUGGCCUCCCUGAUCGCCGGAUCUCGAGACUCGGAGGGGACCUCGACCUCGAGCUCCAACGCCGCCUCACGAGGACGCACCCGACCCUCUCGAACCAGCAAACCGUCAGACCUCUUCGCCCGACCGAACCGGGGCGCCCAGAAACGCGCCGCCGCCGACGAAGCAGGCGAUGACGCCCACCAUGUGCGGCAGGUGCACCAGUCUAGCGCGGAGAUCGGGACCAUCGACGCGGCGACAUUCCACCGCUCGAAGCGCCGGAUGGAGGAGAAGGCACGCCUCUACGAAGAUCUAAAGAGCGGGCUAUACCUUGCUGAAAGCAGUGAUGAGGAACCAGACACAAGAGAUAAAGAGGACUAUCUUGCCCGACUUCGACGGAAGGAAAGGGAGGGACUUGUCGAUUUUGACAAGAAAUGGCAAGACAAAGCACAAGAUGAUGAAAACGAAGAAGGAGAAGAAGAAGAUGAUGAUAAUGCAUCGAUUGUUUCCUACGAAGAUGAACUCGGACGCACGCGGCGCGGUACACGCGCCGAAGCCGCCCAAGCCCGAGCCUUGCAAAACGCAAAUAACAGAGAUACGACUCAACGGUGGAAACCCGUCCAACCAGAGAACCUCAUCUACGGGGCCACCGUGCAGAGUGAGGCGUUUGCACCCUCCUCGGCGAUGACACACCUUGCAUCCCGACGGGACCGAUCACCCACCCCCGAGACGGAGAUGCAGAUGCACUACGAUGCGGAGGCGGAGGCGCGCGCACGGGGGACGGGAUUCUAUGCGUUCUCGCGCGAUGCGGCCACGCGCGAUAAGGAGAUGGCGGAAUUGAUGCAGGCGCGCGAGGAGACGCAGCGGGAACGCGAGGCCCGCAUCGCCAGGCGGGCGGAGAGGUUGGCUGUUCGGGAACAGAGGAGGGUCAAGGUUGACGAGUUGCGGGCGAAGAGGAGGGCAGACGUGUUUCUUGCUGGGCUGUAG